AUGGCGCAGAGUUUUGAUGGUUGGUUGAAUAGUUUAGGCCCUUUCACGAGGUAUACUCUCAUUGCCGUGGUGCUUCUCACAGCCCUUGCCUCAAUGCAGGUUGUUCCACUUGGCUACAUCCUGCUUUCAUCGGCUGCCUUUAAGGAACUUCAGCUAUGGCGUCUCAUCACUGCCGCCUUGUUUUUUGGUGGGUUUUCCUUUCCCUGGCUUAUCUCUGUCGCCAUGUUUGUGUCGUACCUGAACUACAACGAGACGUAUGACUUCAAUGGGAAAGGUGGGGACUUUAUAUGGAUGGGACUUUUCCUUAUUCUCGGGAACGCCAUGGGUGCCAUUCUGCUUGAUAUGCUUGUUACCAGCUUUUCCUUGUUGAUGUCACUCUGCUGGGUCUUCUGCAAACGGCACCCGGAACUGCGCAUGAAUCUCUAUGGAUUUGAUUUCCAUGCCAACACAUUCCCAUGGAUUCUUCUUGCAUUUCACCUCAUUCUUGGGCAGAGCAUUGUGGGCGACAUUCUUGGCAUUGUUGUGGGUCAUGUCUUCUUCUUCUGUAGGGAUGUGUUGCCCAAGACGCAUAGGAUGGAUCCACUCCGUACGCCCGUCUGGUUUCAGCGGUAUGUGAUGCCGAAUGUUGGUUUUUCCGGUGUCAACACGUUGUACCCGGCCGUUCACCCGCAAGAUGCGAGGUUUUCUCGCCAGGCACAACCCCCCAAUGCCGGACAACGGCAUCGCUGGGGAGCAGGAAAUGUCCUUGGUUCCGAGUGA
Messenger RNA from Trypanosoma cruzi, 759 nucleotides. RefSeq lists its product as uncharacterized. The transcript has a single exon. The record is from RefSeq and is a predicted model, not a curated record. Gene Ontology annotation, molecular function: ubiquitin-specific protease binding; misfolded protein binding. Bases 1 to 759 code for a protein of 252 amino acids. Lineage: Eukaryota; Euglenozoa; Kinetoplastea; Trypanosomatida; Trypanosomatidae. Gene Ontology annotation, cellular component: endoplasmic reticulum membrane; Hrd1p ubiquitin ligase ERAD-L complex. Gene Ontology annotation, biological process: endoplasmic reticulum unfolded protein response.